Rhincodon typus (whale shark) is the source of this 7241-nucleotide messenger RNA. It is a transcript of the gene atmin, whose product is annotated as ATM interactor. The coding region runs from base 135 to 2126 and encodes 663 amino acids. Gene Ontology annotation, cellular component: nucleus. Gene Ontology annotation, biological process: regulation of transcription by RNA polymerase II. NCBI's taxonomy places the organism in Eukaryota, Metazoa, Chordata, Chondrichthyes, Orectolobiformes, Rhincodontidae. The transcript has 3 exons. The record is from RefSeq and is a predicted model, not a curated record. Gene Ontology annotation, molecular function: DNA-binding transcription factor activity, RNA polymerase II-specific; transcription cis-regulatory region binding.
ACUGCAGCAUUAAUCCAACUAUUAGGAAGGAUCUGAAGUCAUCUGUUCAGAAACUGUAUUGCUGCCCCAUUGAAGGUUGUCCAAGGGGACCGAACAGACCAUUUUCUCAGUUUGCCCUUGUUAAGCAGCACUUUAUGAAAAUUCAUGCUGAAAAGAAACAUAGAUGUGACAAAUGUAGUAACUCAUAUGGCACAGAAUGGGACUUGAAACGACAUGCUGAGGAUUGUGGGAGGAUCUUUCAGUGCACUUGUGGAUGUCCUUAUGCCAGCAGGCCAGCACUGCUGUCUCACAUUUACAGAACUGGCCAUGAAAUCCCUCCUGAGCACCGGGAUCCGCCACGCAAGAAGAGAAAAAGUGAGUGGUCAAAUCAGAAUUGCUUGAACCAGGUAGCAAAAGUGAAGCAGGAAAUCCAGGUGUUCCAAGAUCCAAUAGAGAUGAACAAAAAAACCUGCAUCAAAAACUCCUGUGGAGAUGACCGCAUUAAGCAGCCUUCAGCUCCUGCCAAACAGAUUCAGAAAUUGUUGUUACCAAAGCCCAAGGUUGCACUUGUUAAACUUCCUGUAAUGCACUUGACACAUUUACCAGUUAUUUUAUCUUCAGGCACAUCCAUGGAUAAUUCAGUCAAAUCCAUUGUUGUUGCUGUUGACGAUCAAGGAUCUAUUCUAAGCACAAUGCAUAUUUUGCCUCCUUCAGUGGGAACUCUGACACCGUCUACCGAAGUGAAAGGGUUAAGUUUUAAAGGUUGUCUCCCCAUCUCCAAGGUUACUAGCGUCAUGAUGGUUGAACCUGUCAGUACUGCAGUGCAAGUCAACAUGGAUUCGGGUUUUGUCAAUAAUCAAGGUUCUCCCUCACUUGGAGACCUCGGCACAAAAAACAAACUUAACUCCACAAAUGUUCAGACAAACGUAUCAUGCCUUGCACAGAACACAGCACCAGAAUCUCUAGCUACUUGCUACUCUACAGAGAACACCGUGUCGGCUUGUGCACAGACUGAUCUGAGUAUCAGCACUCAAGUUUUGCUACCUGUAAGUGUCCAGACGCAAACGUUUGAACCAGACUUGAAAAUCACAACGUCAAUAAGUGCUCAGACAGAUUCGUUUGGUCAGACUUGUUUUCCAUUGUUUGGUGUUUCCAGGAAAACACAAACUAGUUUGGUAACUUCUGCUCAUGAUAAAAGCUGUACAGUUCCAGCACUAAUUAACACAAGUAAUCAUGAAGACAUUUUUGACCAUUCUUUAGUUUCCUCAUACAGUGUUUGCACACAGACUCAAACUAAUUUCCCUCUGGAUGCAGUGGGCAUGAACCAAAGGUUAUCGCAUGAUGAUCUUUUACAGAGCUCCAAAUCAGCUGUUGAUUUUCAUAUUAACUCCACUUUACUUCAACAGAAUCCUAUGACUGACAACCAAACUCAGACAAUUAACCUAUUUAAUGACUUGGAAAAUAUCCUGUCAGAAAGCAUAGCUAGUCAUUCAUUAGAAAACCGUGGUCUUUUAUCCGAUGCCUCUGGUGAGAGUAUGACAGGCACCCAGACACAUGGUGCAGGUAUUGACUUUGAUAUUGAAUUUUUAUCUGCAAGCAACACACAAACACAGACAGAAGAGAAUGAAUUUGGUACGUUGCAAACAGAGUCUGCUUUGGAAUCUCUGGAUAUUGAGACUCAGACAGACUUCUUGUUUUCAGACCAUCCUGCUCAAGGGUUCAAUGGCAGGGGACAGUCUAGCUAUUUAGGGCUAGAAAUGUUUGAUACACAGACUCAAACAGAUUUCAAUUACUUGAUAGAUGGCAGUACACACCUACCUCUGGACAGUAUUUUGAAACAGUCCAGUUUAUCUCUAAGUGCAGAGUCCUCUGGUACCAAAACUCAGACUCAUGAUGUAAUUUAUAGAAAUAAUUUCAGUUGCACCCCUGAAAGCCAUGUCCGGUCAAACUGCACUGAAACACAGACGACCUUUGAAAACCUCAGCAGUCUAUUCUUCACUAGCAAUGAGACCCAGACUGUAAUGGAUGACUUUCUCUUGGCAGAUAUGGCAUGGAACACAAUGGAAUCGCAUUUCAGUUCAGUGGAAACACAAACCUGCGAUGAAAUAUUUUCCUUGUUUCGAAAUACUGAUAAAAACAGUGACUGAAUUGCACAGCUAAAAAGCAGCAUUUAAUUUCUGGAUUGGUGCACUGGAAAGUGGCAACAUUUCAUGAAGUGUGGUGUUGCAUUACUGUUGCACCUCUUUUGGGAGCCAUGUUUGGGGAUGGGAGGAAAAUAGAGAAAUUUCAAACUUAAACUAAUCCAGUUACUGGAGUCUUUCUCCUCUGGGUGUUUGGAUCCCUUUUCCGUGGAUUAAAAGCAUUGAUAAGCUUAGCUUUCUAUGAAUGCUGUUCUGUGAUUCAGCAUUCUUUAGUUUUUGAGAGUAAUUGCCUUCUAAUCCAUGGCCCCCAUCCCGUUUGACUUUUGCUUUCCCCUUGACACUUUCCUUCAAUGCACUACUAGCGUAUAUACUCCAGAAUGUUUACAAAGCCAUGUCUCUCCAUGUUUACGUGAGGAAUCAUAUUUUCUCCCUUGCCAUUUCAGAUUUUUUUUUUGUUUUCACUCGUCUCUGUACCUUCCACCUUGGUAUCUGGCUUCUUUAGGGGUUAGAAAUAGACACCAGAGAUCCCCUUGUACUUUGUUCAAAAGGCAGUUAUUCGCACAUGGCCCUCGCUAUCUUAUGUAGAAAGGUCUUCAGCUAAACCAAUAACUCUGGAUACAUUCUUAAAGGUUUCAACACCGUCUCCUGUUUCUAUACAUCUGGUCUAAAAGUACGGUUUCACCAAUCCGAUAAAUAAAAAUGUUUAAAGAUCUUUCUUCUAAAUAUUUGUUUUUCAUGUUCUUGUGAGUUUAGUGAACUCCAGAUUAAAUUUUGAGGUUUGACAACCCUAUUCCAAAUCUGGUUAAUGUCCACAUAUGCACUUUGUAAACGUGGUUUGUUGGAUAUCAGUUGGGCAUAAGAGUUCCUCUGCUGGUUGCUCCCUACCUCAUCUAGUGGGAGUUUGUUAAUCAUCAUGCUUCAGCCUUUGACCUGAUGUUACUAUACAAACUGCAUGUUGAAGUUGUAACCUUUAUUGGUGUCUGUGACUUUACUACUCCUUAUGUUGAGCAAUUCAGUAGCUGAAUACUUUCACACAAUGCAGAGAAAUCAUUAAAUAGUGUAUCUUCAUUGUGCAGUGCAUUUUAUUCCCCAGCAGAUUUAUGGCAUAAUGCUUUUCAUUCUACCUGUUACUUUUGCUGUAAAUUGGAUUAAAGUUACUUAACUUGACCUGAUUAGUGCAAAGCUUCCAUGGCCUUCCAACAAACAACAAACAACAAACCUAAUCUACCCAACCCUGUAGUGACCAAUCUUGGUGAUUCUACUCUCAGUUAUAGAAUUUGCUCAUGUAACAGCCUUUUAGGUCCUUCAGUGGCUACAAAUUUGAAUUAUUCAUGCAAGAUGUGUUUUGUAAACUUUUUUUUAGCUGAGUUUUGUGCCCUGGGUCUUGUGAAAGGGCAAAGCAAUUUCCAGUGACCAUUCUCAAUGCUGCUUGCAAUCUAAUCAAAUUGCUCACAUGAAGCAGUCAAAAAUGUUGUUGGACUAUGUUUGGGCAUUCGUCUGGGCUUUAAGAGUAAAGAAUUCCCAGCUGUGUGGGCAGAAACUGUUAAUGUUGCCAUCAGCUCUGCUAAAGCAGGCUGUAAUCAAGAAAUGCUUCACCCGAAUCCUGCCUUGGAGUGCGAGUGCCUGAUCAUCCAUGCUUCAGUCUGUCAGUGAAUUAUUUCAUGGCAGGCCCAGCCUUGAAAUUGGUCUCUAUACCUAUUGUCUGUGAUUUAUCUUGACCAGCUUAUGACGUUAUCUCAAAAUAUACCUUCCAUACAAAUGACUCUCCUUCAAAUAAUAGAGAUCCUAUAUUGCUGGUAACUUUUGGAUCUCAAAUCCAGGCUUGUAGCAAAUGUCAUGAAAAUAUUCCCAUUAUUAUGACGGGAUGGGAUCCUAUCUAGACCUUAUCCAAAUGCUGUAUGCUGCUGUAUCCUUGCUACAUCACUGAAAAAUUUGAGACCUUUAGAAGAGGAGUUCUCCAAGGAAAAAAUUAUUUUUUUUUUGCUUGCUACAUAUAGUGGCCGUAUCUUUUCUACCUGAAUCUCAGGAAAAAUAUUUAAUUUUGUUUCACUUCCUUGGGGUCUACAUCUGUGUGUUCCAGGCUCCUGAUGGACACACAUUUCUAUUACAAAAACACUCAUUUUUCAAAAAUGAAUCUUCUAAGUCUACUAGCAUGUUUGGAGUUCUCAUGUGACCAGAAGCCUUUCUGGAAAUCAGCAUCAAUUCCUACAUUGGGAGAUAAAGUACUAAAUUGUCAGCACCUGCUUUGAGGACUUUACAGAAUUGGUGAUUCUAAGAAACUAGUAAUUUUUUUUAAUUCCAUAGGACUGACCCAUAUUACACGCUAGGGAAUGCUGAGUUGAUUCUCUCAACUGAGGAGAGAUGCAAAUUAUUGAGCAUCUUGAUAUCAACAUUCCAUUUGCAAGUGCAAACUCCUGUUUGUGGAAGCUGCACAAAUUUAGAUCCAUUUGAUUUUCCCAAAUAAAAUUUGGUAUUUAAGCUUUUCUUUUCUGGGCAAUCAAAUGUUCAGAAAUAAAUUACAAACCACCUGAUUGCUGCCUCUACUAGUGCUUGGAUACCAUGAGGCACCUGCUAAAGAUGGACAAGGCCUUUUAAAGGCUGCAUUUAGUUGCUAAAUUUUAUCUGCCUCCUGUCUGCCAGUUGAUCCAAAACAUAAAACACCUGUUCAUAGCUAAUGGCUCUGGUGGACUUGUGCUCCUGACUCCCCAGUUAGAAAAAUUGGUAAACACCAAGCAGGGCAGUGUCUUGGAUUACUGUGUUUCAAAGUGCAUGUCUCAAAUUAGAGCAGUAGCUCAUCACCUGAAGCUGCAUUUAACUCUAUUUCAUUGUUGAGGUGUGACAAUAGAACAAUUUUGUAUUGCACAAAAUACUGACUUGUUAUGCAUCUUUAAAGAUUUUUGGUUUCCUACAUUUUGAGAGCUCCCCAGAACUGUGUUUGGCUAUGCACUUCAUUCAUUUAAUAAAUGUAGCUCUUACAGUAUUAAACCAAAAGUUCAACUGUAUUUUCAGUGACAUUGCCUGUAUUUGCGUUCACACUGCUGUUUUUCAGUGCUGAGUGUAGAUUUGUCUCCGAUAGUAAUUUCAUGUCAAUUUGUUUUUAAAAUUCCAUCCCAAAAAUCAACUGUUAGACCCUCCAUUGACUAGUAUUUCUGUGCAUAUCUCUAGUCGCUUUUGAAUGUGUAUCUGUUUCAUGAGUUGGUUUGCAAUUGAUGUGUUGCAAUAUUUUCAUAAUACCACUUUAAUUCUUCCAUUUAUUGUCCAUUUGCUCCUGGUGGUAGUUGUUUCUUAAAUAGUGAACUGUAAUCUCUGUGGCCUCUGGAAUGAACUGUAAUAUGGCUACACUUAAUACUUGGUACUAAAUUGAUUUAGGCAAAAUAAUACUCCAAUUGUUACGCUUUAAAUGCUGCACCAAACUGCUUUUCUGACACUAGUAAUUUAUUGCUCAAGUUGGCUUAUCACUAGCAGUUUGUAAUUGAACUGUAACCAUAAGUAUUUUAUGUUUGCAUUACAAAGCUUAAAAUGCUGACCCCAGACAGACUAUUUUACUCACCUCAGUUCGAGUGAUCAUAGUGGCCAAUGAUUCACUGAAAUCCUGGUGUAGCAAGUAGCGUACGGAUGUGUUAGCAUUUUGAAUCCACUUCUUUGAAAUCAUUAACACUUUCUUUUAUUCAAGCUUACGAAUAGCUUGAUAAACUCAAAAGAAAUAUUUUGCCCGUUGAUCAGUCAUUAUCUUUUUGUUAACAGCUAUAGCAAACGAGCAUAUCUGCACACAGUGACUGUUUGGAUUAAUUACUGCACUGCAGGCUUACAGGACUCUGUAACUGAGGAGCAUUCUGCAUGUUCUAACCGAAGUGUUGCAGAUGUAACCUGCUGUCUCCGUGCACCUUGUGCACUCAUUUCUAAAAUGCUUUGUUUCUAAGUCAGAUAAUGUGCCCUGUGUAGCUUGUCCUACGUGACGUGCUUCAUAUUUCAUGUUUUGUUUGUACUGGUCUUUUAUUGAAGUAAACUUUACAUUAGUUACGUAAAUUACAUUUUUGUGGCUAAUCUCCUUAUGCAGUUUGUUAUUUUUAAACUGUAUGUCCAUGCAGUACAUUAAUGUUAUCCAUGUUCUUGGGUAGGAUGCAUUAAGAUUGCUUGCUUUGGGAAAUCAGUUGUUUGGCUGAAAAUGCCAAAGUGAUUAAGCUUUUGAGGUAGAAUAAGUGGCAGUGUUACUUUUAUUUUUGGCAGGUUGGUGAAUUAUAUCCCUUUUAAAACUUUCCUUUAAUUUGAGUUUCACUUCUCUUAAAUGCCUUGGUGUCAUAUGUCUCAGUACGUUUUCCUAUCUUGUCUCACUGACUAAUUGUCCUGGAUUUGGUUUUCUGUCUAAAAGUAACAUGUUUUUGACAUUCUUGGGACAGGAAGGGGGCAAAUCAACCACUGUUCACAUUCCUGUUCGUUGCUCAGUAGAUUUACAAUGGCCUAAGGACUGACGUUAGGUAAGGAAAGAAUUUGGCUUGGUGAUGCGGGCUCACUCACUAAAUAUUUAAACUGUUAUGGAGGGAUAGCCACAUAGUCAAAAUUGGCAAAAAGAAACUUGCCACCUAGUACGUGGGCUGAUGAGUUCUUGUUUUUGAUUACUGAGAGAUUUUACAAAAAUUUGAGUUGUAAUUUAUUUUUUUUCUGUUUCGUUAGUUUGAAGCUUGCAUCUAAAAACGUGUGAUUCAUGUCUUUUUUGUUGCUUCACAAAACAAAGGUUUUGUGACUAAAUUGUGUUAAUUGGAUAAGUAGCUGCUCCAUAAGAGUAGACAAGUUUACUUGCAUAUAUUUUCCUUUUGGCAUUACAUGUUGAACUGAGUCCCAUUUGACUGUGUAAAUAUCUCGAAGGUCAUUUCAAUGCAUGUAAACUAUUGUGCCACAAGUGAUUUUCUUUGUGUUAAUAUGCAUUUUGUCAUGUGGGUGAGCAUUUCUUUUAAGCUGAUGCUUAACUUCAGACUUAUUUUGUUGUACUCCACUUAGCUGGAAUUUUGCACAUUAAGUUAUUUUCCCAAUGUAUCGUGUUAGUGGAUGUUUUGUGCAAAGCACAUGGAUGCUGGUCAAAAAUUAUGCAAAGUUACACAAAAUAAAGAUCAGUUUCUUCUCUGA